Oncorhynchus nerka (sockeye salmon) is the source of this 1770-nucleotide messenger RNA. RefSeq names its product granzyme B-like. Gene Ontology annotation, biological process: proteolysis. Gene Ontology annotation, molecular function: serine-type endopeptidase activity. The transcript has 5 exons. The record is from RefSeq and is a predicted model, not a curated record. Bases 148 to 936 code for a protein of 262 amino acids. Lineage: Eukaryota; Metazoa; Chordata; Actinopteri; Salmoniformes; Salmonidae.
GUAUGAAUAGUCUGCUAGACCACCAAACACCUUCUUGCUGUGUAUGUGGGUAGUAUGGAAGGGGGGGAGAUGAUGUUAAGGUGGUGUAUAUAGAGAGGAGAAACCUGCAGUCUCUCUAAUCAUCUAGAACUCUGCCAGUCCACCACCAUGUACCUGAACCUCCUCAUCCUCCUCCAACUCCUUUCCUCUGCUGGAGCCUCUGAGAGUGGUAUUGUGGGUGGUAAGAUAGCUAAGCCCCACUCAAGGCCCUAUAUGGUCUCUCUGCAACACAGAGGACACCAUGUUUGUGGAGGAAUGCUCAUCCGGGAGGACUUUGUUCUGACUUCAGCACACUGCUUAAGGAAUGCUUAUCCUUUAACGGUGGUGCUUGGAGCCCACGACCUAAAGAAGUGGAAGAAGAGUUGUCAGAAGAUUCAGGUGUCCCAUUACCUUCGGCAUCCAUUACAUGAGAAUGCAACGCAGAACAGUUAUGACGUCAUGCUACUGAAGUUAAGGACCACAGCUCGUCUAACCGAGUAUGUGAAGGUCAUUGGACUCCCAAAGGAGGAUGAACAUCUCCCAGCAUCCCCCAAAUGCUCCGUAGCUGGUUGGGGCAAGACUAACUCGAACAACAACCAGGGUUCUGGCGUUUUGAUGGAAGUGGCAGUGACGGUGGAGGAUGACUCUGAAUGCAAGAAGGUGUGGGAGAAAUACUUUGACAAAAAACAAAUGAUGUGCACUCGUACUACCGGAGGGAAAGGAUUUUGUCAGGGAGAUUCAGGGGGACCUCUUAUUUGUAACAACAAGGCACAGGGUAUCGUUGCUUUUAAUUAUCCUGAGAGAUGUGAUGAUUCCCGAUAUCCUCAUGUGUUCAUGAAAAUCCCUUUCUUUCUGCCCUGGAUUAAAGAGGUGUUGCACGGAUAUGGUGCCAACAUGUCUUUAGACAAGCAGGAAUAAAGGACUAGGAAGUACAUUGAUUAUAGUGUACUUAACAUAAUGGUAUCUAUUCCCAGGAAGUACAUUGAUUAUAGUGUACUAACAUAAUGGUAUCUAUUCCUAGGAAGUACAUUGAUUAUAGUGUACUAACAUAAUGGUAUCUAUUCCUAGGAAGUACAUUGAUUAUAGUGUACUAACAUAAUGGUAUCUAUUCCUAGGAAGUACAUUGAUUAUAGUGUACUGACAUAAUGGUAUCUAUUCCUGCAUAAAUACACUUCUCAUUAUGCCCUGGAUAGAGGACAUGUUUCUGAUAAAGCUAAACCUUCAUCCGUUCAUAGUUGUUAGAGAGAGACAGAGAGGGAUUGUGUGUGUGUGUGUGUGUGUGUGUGUGUGUGUGUGUGUGUGUGUGUGUGUGUGUGUGUGUGUGUAGGCUCCGUGCAGUGUCGUACUGCAGGCUUAUGAAGGGUAUUGUGGCUCUUACUAAUUCAACAACAUGUGAUGAUCCUAAGUACCCCUGUGUUCACAUUAACAAUCAUUUGUUCGUCCUGGAUUUGAAGAGGUGAUCGUGGAUAUUGACAAUAAUGUCACAAAACUCAGUUCUAGAAUGCAUUAAUAGAUACAUUUUAACAUGUUGUGUUCUAAUACAAAUGACUGUAUUUCUGCAUUGUACACCUUGUCUGUUGUACACCUGUAUACCUUAAGAAACAGGAAAUACAUUUCUCAACAGAUUUUUAUUUUGUUUACAUUUGAAACUGUAUUAUUCAGAUGGGCACAGCUAUCCAGUGCUGCCCCCUAAUCACUGCUUUUCACUGUAGUUACAACGUUCAUUAUUAAAUCAAACGUUUUCUAAAGAUA